UUAACGCAAAGUUGACAUUGAAAACGCUAAAGCCUACCUAUAAAACCGCAGCAAAUGCAAAUCGCCGAUUUCAAACUCAACAACCUCUAGCACCAGCAGCAGCAAAAUCAUAUGUGAUUCCGAUCCCCAAUCAAAACCCUAUCUAUCCCAAUCAGUAAUUAAAGAAAGCUCUGAGCUUCGAUUCGACCGGAUCGGAGUAGGAAAUCCGGCAAUCGAUAAUGGCGACGGCCAAGUUUCUGUCGAUGGCGUGCAUACGCCCCAACGACAGUGGGAAUCUGUCGCCUCGACCUCACUAUCCUUCGAUGCCCAAAUACCCUAGCGGCCACAAGGCUUCAUCAUCCGAUGAAGAGAAAUUCAUGCAAGGAGCAGAGGCCAAGGCGAUAUUCUCCGUCACCGGGAUGACUUGCUCCGCCUGCGCCGGCUCCGUCGAGAAGGCCGUCAAACGUCUCCCCGGAAUCAAGGAGGCCGUCGUCGAUGUUUUGAACAACCGCGCUCAAGUCAUGUUCUACCCAGCUUUUGUUAACGAGGAAACAAUCCUCGAGACAAUCGAAGACGUGGGGUUUGAAGCCUCGUUGAUUGAAGAAGAAAUGACCGGGAAAGCUUCUGAAAUAUGCAGGAUUCGGAUAACCGGAAUGACUUGCACAGCCUGUUCUACAACUGUGGAAUCCAGUCUCCAAAGUCUCCCCGGGAUACGUCGAGCACAAGUGGCCUUAGCAACAGAGGAAGCCGAGGUAAUUUAUGAUCCUAACAUCUUGACAUACAACCAAAUACUGCAAGCCGUGGAGGAUACCGGAUUCGAGGCUAUUCUGAUCAGCACCGGCGAAGAUCGGUGCAGAAUCCAUCUUCAAGUCGAUGGUGUGAACACAGAUAAUUCCAUGAGAAUAAUUGAGAGCUCCCUUAAAGCAUUGCCGGGAGUUCAAGAUAUUAACUAUGAUCUCGAGCUUAACAAGGUAGCACUUUCUUACCGACCAGACUUGACAGGACCAAGGAAUUUCAUCGAUAUUAUCCAGUCGACUGGCUCGGGGCGCUACAAGGCUAAAAUAUUUCCAGAAGGAGGAUCAAGAGAAGCCCAUAGAAGGAAUGAAAUUAAGCAAUACUACAAAUCUUUUCUCUGGAGUCUGGUGUUUACGAUCCCGGUUUUUCUUCUUUCCAUGGUCUUUAUGUACAUCCCUGGAAUUAAGCAUGGUCUGGAUCGUAAGGUUGUGAACAUGCUAACUAUUGGGGAGAUUUUGAGAUGGAUAUUGUCUACCCCGGUUCAGUUCAUCAUCGGACGGCGAUUCUAUGUUGGCGCUUACAAAGCAUUAAGACACGGCUCGGCUAAUAUGGACGUGUUAAUCGCGCUAGGAACGAAUGCUGCUUAUUUUUACUCUGUUUACUCUGUUUUGAGAGCUGCUACUUCGCCAAACUUUGAGUCGACAGAUUUCUUCGAGACAAGCUCGAUGCUCAUUUCUUUCAUAUUGCUGGGGAAGUAUCUCGAAAUUUUGGCGAAGGGAAAGACAUCUGAGGCAAUUGAGAAGCUGAUGGACUUAGCUCCCGAGACGGCAACCUUGCUGGCGCUGGAUACUAAUGGAAAUGUGCUGAAUGAAGAGGAAAUCGACAGCCGGCUCAUACAAAAAAACGAUGUUGUCAAGAUCAUUCCCGGUGCAAAAGUAGCUUGUGAUGGCUUCGUCGUCUGGGGACAAAGUCACGUGAACGAGAGCAUGAUCACAGGAGAAUCUCGACCAGUGGCGAAAAGGAAGGGCGACAUAGUGAUCGGAGGGACUGUCAAUACCAACGGCGUGCUGCACAUCAAGGCAACGAGGGUAGGAUCUGAGAGUGCUCUUGCUCAAAUCGUUCGACUUGUAGAAUCAGCGCAAAUGGCCAAAGCUCCAGCGCAAAAACUUGCGGAUCGUAUUUCUAAAUUCUUCGUUCCUUUGGUGAUUGCUCUUUCGUUUUCGACGUGGCUUGCCUGGUUUCUUGCUGGAAGGUUUAAUGGAUAUCCGAAAUCAUGGAUUCCUUCUUCUAUGGAUAGCUUCCAACUUGCGCUGCAGUUUGGCAUUUCUGUAAUGGUGAUCGCCUGCCCGUGCGCGCUCGGCUUGGCUACACCGACUGCUGUUAUGGUCGGGACCGGCGUCGGAGCUUCUCAAGGAGUUCUAAUAAAAGGCGGCCAUGCAUUAGAAAGCGCUCAUAAGGUGAACUGUAUCGUCUUCGACAAGACCGGGACGCUUACGAUCGGAAAGCCAGUUGUUGUCAACACAAAGCUACUAAAAAACAUGGCUCUUACCGAGUUUUUCGAUCUUGUUGCCGCUGCUGAGGCGAACAGCGAGCACCCGCUGGCGAAGGCGAUUGUCGAGCACGCUAAAAGAUUCAGACAGGACGAAGAGAAUCCGGUCUGGCCAGAAACUGAAAGCUUCGAAUCCAUAACCGGACACGGUGUGAAGGCCAUUGUUCGUAGUCGAGAGAUCCUUGUCGGGAACAAAAGUUUAAUGACGGAUCACAACGUCGGCAUCUCUCUCGAAGCUGAAGACAUGCUUGCGGAAACGGAAGCCUUGGCUCAAACCGGGAUUCUCGUGUCUAUCGACCACGAGCUCAUCGGGAUACUCGCCAUCUCCGAUCCAUUGAAGCCCGGCGCCCGCGAAGUCAUCUCCUUUCUCAAGUCUAUGAAAGUGAAGAGCAUUGUAGUGACCGGCGACAAUUGGGGGACCGCAAAUGCGAUCGCCAAAGAAGUCGGGAUAGACUCGGUUUUCGCCGAGGCGAAGCCCGAGCAUAAGGCCGAGAAAGUGAAGGAACUACAGGCUGCCGGGAACGUCGUGGCAAUGGUGGGAGACGGCAUCAAUGAUUCGCCGGCGCUGGUGGCCGCGGAUGUGGGGAUGGCGAUUGGCGCCGGGACUGACAUCGCCAUCGAGGCGGCGGACAUCGUGCUGAUGAAGAGCAACUUGGAGGAUGUAAUAACCGCGAUACAUCUAUCGCGAAUGACGUUUUCUCGAAUCCGGUUGAACUAUCUAUGGGCUCUAGGAUACAAUAUCCUUGGGAUCCCGAUCGCGGCUGGGGCUCUGUUCCCGUCGACGGGAUUCCGGCUGCCGCCGUGGAUCGCCGGAGCUGCAAUGGCUGCGUCGUCCGUCAGCGUGGUGUGCAGCUCUCUCUUGCUCAAAAAUUACAAGAGGCCUAAGAAGCUGGACGCCCUUGCCAUGAGAAGGAUCAGUGUUGAGUAGUAAGUUGUUUUGCUAGCAUGCAUGGUGUGUUCGAAUCGAGCAUUGCGAAAUGACAAUAAUACCCCCUUGUGUGUGUACAAUGUUUAGGGCAUUUUAUUUCCCAUAAUAAAUGUCGAUAAUGAUGGUGUGUGUGUGUGUGAAUGAAUCCUAUCAAAUAAAGAAAUAUGUAAAUAUAAAUUUAGGCUUGUGAUAUUUGAAUAUGAUUUUUGUAAUAAAAAAGUGUGUUUUUAUAAUGA
Andrographis paniculata is the source of this 3427-nucleotide messenger RNA. Its product is annotated as probable copper-transporting ATPase HMA5. NCBI's taxonomy places the organism in Eukaryota, Viridiplantae, Streptophyta, Magnoliopsida, Lamiales, Acanthaceae. Gene Ontology annotation, biological process: monoatomic cation transport. The coding region runs from base 219 to 3191 and encodes 990 amino acids. The transcript is spliced from 6 exons. Gene Ontology annotation, cellular component: membrane. The record is from RefSeq and is a predicted model, not a curated record. Gene Ontology annotation, molecular function: copper ion binding; ATP binding; ATPase-coupled monoatomic cation transmembrane transporter activity.